Helobdella robusta is the source of this 2259-nucleotide messenger RNA. RefSeq lists its product as hypothetical. Bases 1 to 2259 code for a protein of 752 amino acids. The record is from RefSeq and is a predicted model, not a curated record. The transcript has a single exon. NCBI's taxonomy places the organism in Eukaryota, Metazoa, Annelida, Clitellata, Rhynchobdellida, Glossiphoniidae.
AUGCUAAAAUUUGUCACCACAAAAUUGGAUGAUCCAGCAACGUCGGAUGAGAAAUUGAAGGUUACGAAUGAUAACAAAAGUUAUCUCAAUCUUCAAAAUGGUGAUUAUCUUUUAAAACAACAACAACACGAUCGUCAUAAAACUCAUCAUCAACAUCAUCGUCGUCCUCUGUCUGAUGUUUUUCAUCAUCACGAUCUUCAAAAAUAUCACGAUUAUAACGAAGACAACCGUCUUCAACGACUACCGCAAUCAUCUCACAUCCCCCUGCCAGCACUUCCCGCACGAUGCUUCAAAAAACUGAACUUCACAUGCGAGCACAACAACGAUCCCAAAGAACAACUUCUCCACAACCUUUCAUUGACACGUGAGAAUUCUAUUUUGCAAGGUGAACAUUGCAGUUCCAAAAAGUUCAACCAUGAUGACGAUGUUAAUGAUGUUAACAGCGAAUACAUGGCGAAACAUUUUGACCAAUUAUCUGACGAUUCGGGUAUUGCGUCCAAUGGAGCAAUAAGCGAAGUUCCGACACCAGAUCCAUCUGAUCAAAAACUGAAUGAAUUUUCACUUCAAAACGGUGACUGUGUGUGUGAACAAAAUAAUGAAAAUUAUGACGCAUUUCGAGUUUCAAACGGAAGAUUAAAAAAUAAUCUGAACGUGGAAGAAACCUGCAUAUACUCGCCUAAUUCAGUAGAAAAUAUUUAUCGAAAUGUGGCUGUUAACAGAAGUGAGCCAGUGGGCUCACGAAUAUCAUCUGCCCUUCACGAACACGAUCACGAACAUAACUUGAAUGACAUCAAGCAGUGCAGUAGUUUAAAAAGUAAUGUUCUGCAAGUUGUUUGCAAUGAGGAAAAACCAAUUUGCAACGGAAAUAUAAAUUUUGCUGCUGCUAACACGAUCAGGAAACGUGACGAUGUCUCUAAAAAACUCACUUCUAGCCUGUCAGUUGAAGAAAAAAAAUCACAUCGCUAUGAAAAGAGUUCCCAAUCAUCCCUGUGUUACUUGCCGUGCGUUGUUAAUGUUCACAGCACUUCUCAAGAUAGAAUAAUGAAAAUGAAGGAAAGACACUCACAACAAUACAAACAACAGCACACUUGCAACACAUCUGAAAAUAAAAACACAACCUCUCUUGGAGGCAACUCUAUCAGAAGAAAUACUUUAAAAGUUGGCGAAACUGAAACAAGUUUUAUUGUGAAUAUGCAACAAACAACUCAACCGAGAAUUAAAACGCUCUGUCAUGAAUCACCUUUCAAUAAAUUUAAAGUUAUGUUGAACAGGAACAACCAGACCAACCAUUGUAGACCUACAAAAUUACCUGCUUUUCAACAAUCUAUCAGUUACGAUUAUCACGAAAAAUCCAACAACACUAAUUUCAAAUUCAAUGAAGGUAACAUCAAAAGACCUUCCUCGGUUAGAAGCGAUUCUUUGAAUAGUGAGGAUGUUCAGGGGGAUUUUAUCAAAAGACAAAAUUUUGUUGGUGUGUUUAACAGUUUGACAAGAUUUUUCAAGCGAAAAACAAAAUUAAACGAAUCGACCAGUGUUCAAACCCAAAAUAUGUCCCAGUCCUUAAAGAAAAUGAAUCCAAUAAUGGAAGACUUGAAAAAUGAUUAUUUAACAAAGCCUAACAAAAGAAAAAUUUACUGCUCCGAUUCAAAUUUGAAUGCCGUCACAACCUCCAGUCAGUUGGACGAAUCCAACAACAUCGAUUUCAACUCUCCGAUGGCUUCUCGUGAACUUUUCAAGUUGAGCCAUAACUACGAAGGUGCACAAACGAUGAAGCAAUAUUUUUCAGAUUUCAACAAGUGGAGUUCGUUUCUAAUGAAGUUUGCAAAAACGGAACAAUCGAGCAUCAUUCUGAAUGAAGAGAAGUUUCAAAUCGAAAGGUCAAAGUUCAAACGUUCCAUCCGAAAUUUUAUUAUUCAUGCGAAGGAAGCAAUCGUCAACCGUGAUCUGAAAUCAGAAUUUGAAAAGAAAAUUUGUAGAGACUGCAGCACAUCUUUUGCGCAAGUUGUGGCAUGUUGUUGUCUCGUCCUCGACUAUAUAUCCGUCGGGAUUGAACGAUUAAACAUGGCAGAGAUGGUGUGCAGAGUUGGAAAAAUAUUCUAUAUAAUCGUUUCGUUGUACAUCGGCAACAAAAAUCAUUUAAAAAGCAUUGAGUCAUCAUCCGCGUUCUACAAAAAAGUAGAUUUACUCAUCGAAUGCUCAAAAAAUCUAGCAAUCCACGUGGAGGCUCUUAAAUAUACAGAUGUUACAAAACUCUUAUGA